CUCGCAGCAACCACACGGAACGCUACUAAUUUCGCGUGAUUUGGAAUGAAGAUAUUUUUUUUUUAAUCCCACUUAUUCCAUGUAAACAGUGAGCAGUGAAAUCGUGAUCAAUAUGAAGCAUGCGAAAGACUACAAAUCAACGGAGUAAGACUGGACAUCAAAAAGAACAUCCACACUUGAUAUAUCCAAACAGCCAACCAGAAAAUGGACCUGAAGAAAAUGGAGACAGUAAACGUUUGGCAGUAAAACAGGAGUUGGCAACGUUUGGAUAUGAUAACAAUUAUGGCAGUUACUCCGUACCUUCCCCCUCUCCAGCAGCUAUAAAUCAACCCUUACCUGGACAGCCGCCCUUGCCCCCUAUGCCUCCUCCUCCAGGCACUCUCCCUCCUCCACCUCAUGUAUUCGGACCAGUUCAUUCCCAAGUUACACCCAUGCAGCCCUGGUCACAUCCGCCUCCACCAUGGCAAUGGAUGACGCCUCAGACUCCACCACUACCACCGCAGUCGCCUCGGGACAUGACACCAAAUAAUUUUCAACGAGAUAUGCCAUUGAGAAGUAACUACGUCAGGCGAGACAGAUUCAACCACAAUCGAAACAAUAUAUAUAACCAAAGGAGUAAUUUUCAUCGGAAAAACAGAAGAAAUCCUCGGUACGAUCAACUUCAGGGGCAGUUUGAUCCAGCUUCAUAUUUUGGGCCGUCAUUGCCAGUUGCAAUUCAAAACCAUCAACUACAACAGUCCUCUUUACCACCCGGGGCCUCCCAAAUUUCAAUCAAUAGACACAUGGAUGAAUCUGGCGAUCAGGACAUUAAAAUUGUUUCUGAGGAAACCGUUGUUAAAAAGAAUAAACAACGGAAGCCGAUGUCCCAAAGUUAUCCAAGCCGUCCAUGGAAUCGCGAAGAUGCUGAGAGGGCGCUACAAAUAGAAAAUGAAUACAAUAAAACAGUGAAGGCACAAAGUUUAAUUAUCAAAUUUCCAGAUCCUGAUCUCAAUAAAGAUAUCGUCAGAGAAUUUCACUCUGGCAUACAAAAUAUACAUUUUCAAAGCCCCAGUGGACCACGGUAUUGUUUCAUUCAAAUGGCAGAAGAUGUUGACAUUGAUGAAGCUAUAAAGGAAUUGGAAAAAAUACCGUUUGGAGUAGGUAAUUUGAAAGUUGAGCGAAAAUCAUUGAGGGACGAAGAUAAUCCGACUCCUGAAGAAAUAGAUCCUUAUACACUGUACAUUGGAAACUUACCAGAAUCUGUUAAUGUUAAUGAAGUCAAAACUAAGUUUCCUUCUGCAGCUAGAGUUGAUGUUGGAUAUGCCCAAAAAAUGAGAAAUACACGGUACGCAUUCAUAAGGUAUAACAGUGUCGAGGAAUCUAUAUCUGCUUAUAGACAAGCUCAUGAUUUAAUGUGGGACACUCGUAGCAUCAUUGUUAGAUUCAGAAGACAACGUGGCAAUACGUGCCUCCCAGGAGAACCAAAGCCUAACACGAAAAAGGUAAAAGAAGAACCUGGAACUCUAUCUCAAGUGAAGAAAGAACUGCCGAGCUCAAAUCAACAAAACCAGAUGAAACCAGAUGUGAGAAAACAGAAUCAUGUAACAUCGGCACCAAAAGUUCUACAGGAUAAGAGACAAUGUGAUUCUCAAUCGGAAAUUCUGAAGUCGUCGUCGUUCACACAGCUGUCUUCAACAGUACCUACGCCUGUCGUAACAUCUACAAAGACAACAAAUCUGCACCAACAACAACCAUGGACAUUAAAGCCAUCAGAAAUACCACAACUGACUGAGUCAGUUCCUUUGGUGCCUUUGGAAACUAGUCAGACAGGAGAUAAAAAGUUAUUAUUGGAGAUAAAAGAAGAACCUGAAGACUACGAUGAGAUGGAAAUGCAAGACGAUGCGCAAAUGGACGAUGAAGUUGAUGACGAUGACGAUGACGAUGAAGAAGAGGAUGAUGACUCCGAUGAUGAUGACGAUGACGACGAUCAUGAAGAGGAGGAUGAAGAUGACGAGGACGAGGAAAUUGAUGAUACUGAAACGUUACCAGAUGAGGAUAAACAGAAUGUGAAUAAGGAGGACGAGCCUGUAGAUCAUCUCGACCAAAUGUUCAAUGAUUUGGAGAAUAUGGCUGGUGAUAUUGGAUUAUAGAUCUCUAAUGCACUUUUUUUACUUCGCAAUUAUUUGACAGCGAGAGAAAACUCUCGGACUAUUCAUUUUUUAAUAUUCUAAUGUGUAAAUAUUUUUUUUUGACGUGUGUAUAAUGUCAGUGAUGAAGUAACAUAACAGUAUGUUUAUCAGUAAAAUAUUAUUCAAUUACAUCAGUAAUAAAGCUCGUAUAAGAUGAAUUAUUUAAAAUUCAAAGUAUACAGUAUUUUUUUUAGUA
This is a messenger RNA of Diprion similis, 2364 nucleotides long. RefSeq lists its product as uncharacterized. NCBI's taxonomy places the organism in Eukaryota, Metazoa, Arthropoda, Insecta, Hymenoptera, Diprionidae. Bases 120 to 2129 code for a protein of 669 amino acids. The transcript has 8 exons. Gene Ontology annotation, molecular function: RNA binding. The record is from RefSeq and is a predicted model, not a curated record.